This is a messenger RNA of Cucurbita moschata (crookneck pumpkin), 1565 nucleotides long. Its product is annotated as tryptophan aminotransferase-related protein 2-like. The record is from RefSeq and is a predicted model, not a curated record. Gene Ontology annotation, biological process: amino acid metabolic process. The transcript has 6 exons. NCBI's taxonomy places the organism in Eukaryota, Viridiplantae, Streptophyta, Magnoliopsida, Cucurbitales, Cucurbitaceae. Gene Ontology annotation, molecular function: carbon-sulfur lyase activity; transaminase activity. Bases 123 to 1475 code for a protein of 450 amino acids.
AAAAAAAAAAAAAAAAAAACAUCAACAACAAGGUGUUCUGUUCUUCUUCCUUUUCGAUUUAGUUUCCCAAUUUCGCCUUCUUUGUCGACUCUCUUUAUUGUUCUUCCUCUCAAGCUCCAAAAAUGGCGACAAAACGCUGUGCAAUGGCCAGAAUAGCGGAUGUCGUUUCUUUCAGGCAUUUGUUCGUGCUGUCUCUAGCUUUGAAUGUGAGUUUGAUUCUAAGAGGUGUAAAUCAGAAUGAGAAGCACCAAAGUGGAGCUCCAAUGGCGGUCCACAAAGGCACUAAAGCUUCCCAAAUGAGAUUCUUGUCUUUCCCAUCUGAAUCAGCAGCAGCAGCUCGCGAAACUCAACCUUCUGUUGAUGAAAAUGGAGGACAAAGAGUUAUUAAUCUCGACCAUGGUGACCCGACAAUGUAUGAGCAAUAUUGGAAGGCAAUGGGGGACAAGACUACGAUUGUGAUCCCUGGAUGGCAAUCAAUGAGCUAUUUUUCUGCUGGGAAGAACCUUUGUUGGUUCUUGGAGCCUGAGCUUGCGACCCAAAUUGUGAGGCUACACAAGGUUGCUGGUAACGCUGUGACCGAGGGGCGGCACAUUGUUGUCGGGACGGGGUCCUCCCAGCUCUUCUUAGCUGCCCUCUAUGCCCUUUCCCCGCAAGACUCGUCCCACCCGAUCAGCGUGGUCUCGACUGCUCCAUACUACUCGUCUUACCCUUUGAUGACCGACUGCGUCAAGUCGGGGCUCCACAAAUGGGCUGGCGAUGCGAAGCAAUUUGACAAGGAUGAGCCUUACAUCGAAUUGGUCACCUCCCCCAACAACCCGGAUGGCUUCAUUCGACACUCCGUGGUGAACAGAACGGGCGGUAUAUUGAUCCACGACCUUGCUUAUUACUGGCCGCAAUAUACGCCCAUUUCUGCGCCUUGUGACUAUGACUUGACGAUGUUCACUGUGUCAAAGAGUACUGGCCAUGCUGGGACGCGCAUUGGGUGGGCUCUAGUGAAGGACGUUGAAGUAGCAAAGAGAAUGGUCAAAUUCAUAGAGCUGAACACGAUUGGCGUGUCAAAAGACUCGCAGCUUCGAGCUGCCAAAGUUCUGGAAGUGGUAUCCGACAGUAGUGAACAAGCCGGUGGUUCGGAGUCUCCGGAAUCGUUCUUCCAUUUCAGCCACGCCGUAAUGACUGAGAGAUGGAGGUUGCUAAGGGAGGCGGUGAAAGACAGCGGCUUAUUUAGUUUGCCAAAAUUUUCUCCCGCACAUUGCAGCUUCUUUGACAACAACUUGGGGACCCAACCUGCCUUUGCAUGGUUGAGAUGUGAUGGAGCCGACGUUGAUGAUUGCGAGAGCUUCUUCCGAGGCCACAAGAUACUCGCACGAGGCGGAAAGCAUUUCGGUGUUAGCCCCAAAUACGUCCGUGUUAGCAUGCUGGAUCGUGAGGAAACCUACAGUUUAUUUAUAGAAAGAUUGUCUCAGAUCAGCUCAUGACAUCUGACGCUGUUGCGGCUGAGACGGCAUAUCAGAGGUUGAAGAACACAGGGGGGUUUUGGGAUUCCGAAUGUAAAAUUGAAAACAAAA